Molecule: messenger RNA, 4259 nt
Organism: Rattus rattus (black rat)
Lineage: Eukaryota; Metazoa; Chordata; Mammalia; Rodentia; Muridae
Gene: Mpp7
Product: membrane palmitoylated protein 7
Exons: 15
Coding region: 1-1608 (535 amino acids)
Biological process (GO): protein localization to adherens junction
Cellular component (GO): cell-cell junction; plasma membrane
Molecular function (GO): protein binding
Source: RefSeq, a predicted model, not a curated record
AUGGGGGCAGAGGGGUUGGAGCUGGGGUUACAGAUCCAUGAGAAACUUCACUAUUAUGAGAAGCAGAGUCCGGUGCCCAUUCUCCAUGGUGCAGCAGCUUUGGCUGAUGACCUGGCUGACGAGCUCCAGAACAAGCCACCAAACAGUGAGAUCAGAGAGCUGUUGAAACUGCUGUCCAAACCCAAUGUGAAGGCUUUGCUGUCAGUGCACGAUACUGUGGCUCAAAAGAGUUACGAUCCUGUAUUGCCUCCCAUGCCUGAUGAUAUUGAUGACGAGGAAGACUCUGUGAAAAUCAUCCGCCUGGUUAAGAACAGAGAGCCCCUGGGUGCUACCAUUAAAAAAGAUGAGCAGACCGGAGCAAUCACCGUGGCCCGAAUCAUGCGGGGAGGAGCUGCAGAUAGAAGUGGUCUUAUUCAUGUGGGCGAUGAGCUGAGGGAAGUGAAUGGGAUCCCAGUGGAAGAUAAGAGGCCCGAGGAAAUAAUACAGAUUUUGAGUCAGUCCCAGGGAGCAAUUACAUUUAAGAUAAUACCCAGCACCAAAGAGGAGAUACCUUCUAAAGAGGGCAAGAUAUUUAUCAAAGCCCUCUUUGACUAUGAUCCUAAGGAGGACAAGGCGAUCCCAUGUAAAGAGGCAGGCCUGUCUUUCAGGAAGGGUGACAUUCUUCAGAUUAUGAGCCAAGAUGAUGCGACGUGGUGGCAGGCUAAGCAUGAAGGUGACGCCAACCCCAGAGCGGGCCUGAUUCCCUCGAAGCACUUCCAGGAACGGAGACUGGCUCUGAGACGACCAGAAAUAGUAGUUCAGCCUCUGAAACUUUCCAACAGGAAAUCAUCUGGUUUUAGAAGAAGUUUCCGUCUUAGCAGAAAGGAUAAGAAAACAAAUAAGUCCAUGUACGAAUGCAAAAAGAGUGAGCAGUACGACACGGCGGAUGUGCCCACAUAUGAGGAGGUGACACCCUACCGGCGGCAGACCCAUGACAAAUACAGACUCGUCGUCCUGGUUGGUCCUGUUGGAGUCGGGCUGAAUGAGCUGAAGCGGAAGCUAUUGAUCAGUGACACGCAGCACUACGGCGUGACAGUACCUCAUACCACUAGAGCAAGAAGAAGCCAAGAGAGUGAUGGCGUCGAAUAUAUUUUUAUUUCCAAACAUUUGUUUGAGACAGAUGUACAAAAUAACAAGUUCAUCGAAUACGGCGAAUAUAAAAACAACUACUACGGUACGAGCAUAGACUCAGUCCGCUCUGUCCUAGCUAAGAACAAAGUCUGUCUGUUGGAUGUCCAGCCUCAUACAGUGAAGCAUUUAAGGACUCUGGAGUUCAAACCCUAUGUGAUAUUUAUAAAGCCUCCAUCCAUAGAGCGUUUGAGAGAGACAAGAAAAAAUGCAAAGAUUAUUUCAAGCAGAGAUGACCAAGGGACUGCAAAGCCCUUCACGGAAGAAGACUUUCAAGAAAUGAUCAAAUCAGCACAGAUAAUGGAAAGUCAAUAUGGCCAUCUUUUUGACAAAAUCAUAAUAAAUGAUGAUCUUACUGUAGCAUUUAAUGAGCUAAAAACAACAUUUGACAAACUAGAGACUGAUACCCAUUGGGUCCCAGUGAGCUGGUUACAUUCUUAACUCAGGGAAAUGUCCUUAACUGUCUUUUUGCAGAGUUGCAUGGUUAGGUUAACUACCAUGUUUUUGGUAGGAUAUUUUUUUUAAUAAUCUGUAUCACUGUCAUAGAUGUAAAGUCUUCAAUGUCAAAGUCAAAAUUCCAGUGCUGGUUUUGUUUAUGUCUUUCACAGCCUUAUUUGAAGCACACGACUAUACAAUCUAAGUCAAAAUCUGCACAGUGCUAUAGUCUUAGCAAAACUUUUAUAUUUCCUUGUUUUCUUUAAUCUAUUUCUGUCUCUGACGUGAGAGGCAGUGUGUAUCAGAGUUCAUGCCUCACCUGCGCUCAGGUGUACUCACAGCCCUUCACUGUGCAUGCUCUGGGUUGAAAGCAUGGGGUUGGCAGCCUUGAGCAGAUCCACAGAUUUAACUGAGCUGGAAAUAAGGAUCUGUCCUUUCAAAAUAUGCCCUAAGUAUGUACAUCUUAAAACAAAGAAGAAACUCAAAUCUUUUCUUGAGGAAGUAGCUCACAUAUUAUAGCUUAGGAAAUCCUUAGGAAAAUAUAUCGGUGAUGCCGCCAAUAUUAUAUAAGGGAAAAUCUGAUUUUUCUGUUUAAGUUGAGGGGUCUCACUGUGGUGUCCACACUAACCUUGAACUCAGCCUUCUUUUGCCUCAGCUUCCCGAGUGUGGGAGCAUGCCACUGCACUGGGUUUGAAAACAGACUUAACUGAUAUCAUAGAUGUAGAUAAAAACCUUUCCUCAUGGCUUAGUAAAAACGGUUGUUUAGGGCAAGAAAUGAUCACACAUUUAAUGAUCACUUGCUUUAAUCUGUCAUUCUUCAGAAGACAUCUCUGGAGUCAGAAAGUUUUCUUCUCUUGUUUUGGAAUUUCUCAACAAAUUGUAAGAAUGAGAUAAAUAUUCAAGACCACGUAACACGUGUUAGAGCACAGUGAAGGAAGAGGUGCUCAUGUUUCUUGUGUGCAAUCACCACACAUGAAAAUGGUUCUAAAGUGUGUUUUAGAAACUUUGUAUUCUGUUAAUUUGUUGGUCAACAAAAUGAUUAACACCGGCCAGAUGACAUCUCAACCUAUUCUGAAGAAAGAUGGAUUUUUAAAUGUUUCAAUGACAUUACUUCUUUUUCUGUGAUGCUAUAGGCUCUAGCAAGUGAAUAAUUUGCAGUACUACAAAUGUUCACAGUUCAGUCAUCGAGCAGGUUCCUGCCAGUCCUCUGAGCAGUGCGGUUUAGCCAAUGGAAGAUUCAUCACAUCUAUGACUUGCAUACAAAAAAAAUUAUUUUUGUUGCUUUGUAAAGAGUUUAAAUGUCAUGUUUAAGGAAAAACAAAAUAUAGGGAAAUUUUAUAUAUUUGUGAGAUAUUUGAAAGGCAUAUUUUUAAAUUAUCAAAUGAGGCUAUUCAUAAGAUAAAUUGUAUGUAAAGAUAUAAUUUAAAAUAGUAGUUUUAUAAGCAAGGUCAACAUUCCAUGUAAAUAUUGGACCUUUUGGCAGAGAGGUCCACACACAUGUUACAUGUUACAUGUUACAUGUUCACUGCUGUUUGGUGGUGUCCCUGGCUACCUUUCCUUAAGACAAUGUCAAAUUUCUUUGUGAAGCAGAAACACAAACUUCUCUAGUGACCUCAUUACAUGUUCAAGCCCAACAAUCAGAUCAUUGGACUGAUGAACACAGCCCAUGGAAGUUCUGUGUUUAUUCAUUAAAGCCAUGCAGCUCAACACAGAGAGGAAGGCUACCAGAUUCCUACUCUGAAAUCACUGCCCUGUGUGGCCUGUCUAGAAGCACAAGUCUUAAAGAGUUCUAUAAAGCAAGUUUCUAUACCAAGAAUGAUGAAGAUUGUAUCUAGCUAGCAUAGGAUGUUCUGGAAUACUUUAGGUAUCUUGUGUUCAUACCUCAGAUAUCUUUGCUGAUUGUUUCUCUUCAUCUGGUGAUUGUUGUCUUCAUUCUUUAUUUGAGGGUAGUGCUUGGGAAAUUUGGGGUAGGUAGUGGAGGUGAUGGAAUGUCAUGAAAAAAUAAAUGUUCACACCUGUUAGACCACAGCUGAACAUCUUUCUUUAAAAACUAAAUAAAUAAAAGGAAAUAAACAUAUUUUAAGAAAUCAGGUGGCAUGUAGCCUUACCUGUUCUAUUUCUUGAUGCUUAAAAGAGAUAUAGGCUGCUGGUACCUACAGCAAAUGGCCUUGCUCUGUGCUCUCUGACCUCAGCACUCCAGUGAGCACACCACCAGUGAGAAGAACACUUUGCUCCUGGCUUGCAGCAGCUUGUUUCUGGGGUGCAGUGCCAGCCACUAUUAGAAAAAAUGGGGUUUCAUUGUUUGUCUAUUUAAAGCUGAACCUGGUAUGGAGUGCUGCUCUUCACCUCCACCUCCCAGUUAGAGUGGCCUAAAAGUAAAGAGAUAAACUUGAAACAAUAACCAUGGUUUUACCGAGUAAUAUGGAAACUUGGCAUCUAUAAGGCUGACAUUCCUGGUACUGUAUAAUCAUCAAGUGUACCUAAACUGUAGUAAUUUAAAGUGAGCAAACAUGUAAACUCAGAUUUACAAAACUAUGGAGUCAAAAAUGUCCCUAAAGAUUCAGAUUUUUAUUUAUUUUCCUUUGGCCUAUGAUGGAUUUAUAGAUAAAUGUAAUGGAAAGUUUUUUUAUCUUAAUAAAGUAUCUUCACACAAUAUA